Molecule: messenger RNA, 1098 nt
Organism: Sclerotinia sclerotiorum 1980 UF-70
Lineage: Eukaryota; Fungi; Ascomycota; Leotiomycetes; Helotiales; Sclerotiniaceae
Exons: 3
Coding region: 1-1098 (365 amino acids)
Source: RefSeq, a predicted model, not a curated record
AUGUCUUUCUCUAAGAUGGUCGUUGUGGCUAGUGCCGCUUUCAUCUCUAGUGUUGCAGCACAUGGACGUGUUCAAGGUAUCGUCGCCGAUGGCGUCUGGUACGAAGGUUACAAUCCAUCUUUCCAAUAUGAACAAGUCGCUCCAGUCGUUGCUGGGUGGUCCGAUCCAGAUGAUUUGAGCAAUGGAUUUAUUUCACCAGAUGCUUAUGGUACAUCUGAUAUCAUUUGUCAUUUGAGCGCUACCAAUGCUAAAGGAUAUGUCAAUGUUACUGCCGGCACGGAGGUAAACUUGCAAUGGACUACUUGGCCAUCAUCUCACCACGGACCAGUUCUUGACUACCUCGCGGCAUGUACCGGAAAUGAUUGCACAACCGUAGACAAAACCACGCUCAAAUUCUUCAAAAUAGAUGGCGUGGGUCUUAUCGACGAUACCACCAUUCCAGGUACAUGGGCAUCAGAUCAACUCAUCGAAAAUAAUUCCUCCUGGUCUGUGACCAUCCCAGAAUCACUAGCGCCAGGAGGCUACGUUCUUCGCCACGAAAUCAUUGCUCUUCAUUCCGCCGAGCAAGCAGAUGGUGCACAAAACUACCCACAAUGCGUUAACCUCUGGGUAUCGGGAACCGGAACGACCACCCCAGCAGACUCAGAUACCACUCUGGGCACUGCUCUCUAUUCUGAGAAUGGACCGGGUAUAAGCGCUAAUAUUUAUGCUUCUAUCGCUUCAUAUGUGGUUCCUGGUCCUACUCAAUGGGUUUCCGCUACUGCUUCUGUUUCUCAAGGUACAUCUGGAGCAGUAGCCACUGGAGCCGCACCCGUUUCAUCAUCAAAGGCUUCCUCUGGAAUUGCAUCAAGCGCCUCAACUUCCGCUGCUGUUAUUGCUUCUACUUCUGCUCAAUCCCCUACUACUACAGCAAUUGUUGCAUCCUCUUCUUCUUCUUCUAGCAAAAAAUCUUGCUCUAAAAAAGUCUCUGCUACAUCGGCUAUUUCGGCGGUUGUUACUACAGCACCGCUUCCUACUGCUGCGUCGAAUGUUGUUACGGAUAUGAUUACGGAUUAUGUUACGGUUACUGAUGUUGUGACUGUUACUGUUACUGCUUGA